Molecule: messenger RNA, 847 nt
Organism: Arachis duranensis
Lineage: Eukaryota; Viridiplantae; Streptophyta; Magnoliopsida; Fabales; Fabaceae
Exons: 3
Coding region: 12-485 (157 amino acids)
Source: RefSeq, a predicted model, not a curated record
AAAGGGAGGAGAUGAGAGCGACGCGCUACCCGUUGGCCGCUGCUGAGCCCGUCACCCGUGAAGUUCGUCCUUAUCACCACCAGUUGAAGAGAGAUGCGAUGGAGAGAGAGGGGGUCCGCGGAGGGUGGUCGCCGUUCAUGGAAUUCGUGCCAGCGCUGUCGCGGAGGAGCGUCCCUACCGUCAACGAGCUGUCGCCAUCGCCGACCGGAACCCUCGCCGUCAUUGUCCUCAUCCGAACCGCCGUCGAGCCUGAAGUCAAAGGGGGAGAAAACGUGAUGGAAGAGAGGAAGGAGGGGGCUGUUCCCUUCGUCACCAAGCCACAGCCGCCAUCGCCACUGUUGGGUCAUUACCGGAGAAAGUCACGGCUGCUGGAGCUCGCCGGAACUGCUUGGAGUUGCUUCCACUCCUCCUGGUUCUGUUCAAGCUGCGCCGCUACACUUCGGGACGCCGGAAACGACGUCAUGGCUGUCGGGACCACCGCUUGAGCCGCUGCUGUUCGGUUCAAUCAUUUUUCCUCAGUUAUUUACUGUGGUUGCUGCGAAAGUGGUUUGUAGCUGAGGUUGGGGUUGCCGCAGUUGCGGGCCGAGAGAAAACGGAGUAAAAGAAUUUCUUUUUUAGUGGCUGGUUCAGGAAGCUUUGGCACGAAGCUAUGAUCAAACUACGGAGCUUUAUGUAUAUAUAUGUUUUCAUUCUCUGUAUUUGAUUUAGUCUUAGAUUUUAUUUUACCCCUCGUCCUUUGUCAUUUUAAGUUUUAGAGGGGCAGGACUUAUAUAUUUAGAAGUUUUGGAUAAGUCUAUGUAUUUAUUAUUAUGUGAAUAUGAUAUGUGAUUAUGUGAUUUUAAAGUAA